Messenger RNA from Anopheles darlingi, 1260 nucleotides. Its product is annotated as phenoloxidase-activating factor 2-like. The record is from RefSeq and is a predicted model, not a curated record. The coding region runs from base 105 to 1166 and encodes 353 amino acids. The transcript has 2 exons. Gene Ontology annotation, molecular function: serine-type endopeptidase activity. Gene Ontology annotation, biological process: proteolysis. NCBI's taxonomy places the organism in Eukaryota, Metazoa, Arthropoda, Insecta, Diptera, Culicidae.
UGCUCAAACGCAGCUUGCUAAUGUAGCUGCCAGCUAACACCGCCAUCAUUCAUCAAAGUAACUUUCAUCGGUAAGCUUGCAUCGUUUGGUUGAGCUCCGCGAUCAUGGCAAAUAGGUGGCUAAAUUCACGCUACGGCCUGUUCUAUGGUACGCUAGUAUUGCUAGCAACCCUCGAGAUGGCCAAGAGUGAACACUAUAAGGUUGAUAAUGUACCAACCAGUGGCAACUCCACCUUCACCGAACACGUUAAGCGGUAUCGGGAAAGAAGAAGCUUGACGGAACCGUCGGAAACCACCUCGAUUCCUCCGUAUGAUGAGCGCGAAUGUGGCCAUCGCAACAUCAACGGAAUCAUUCCCGACAACGUACGUAACGAGCAUGGUGAAGCUGAAUUCGGUGAGUUCCCUUGGAUGGCGGCGAUCUACCGCCGGACCACUGAUUUGAAGCUUGAAUACCUGUGUGGCGGUACACUGAUCGAAGUGGGCGCGGUCUUAACAACGGCCAGCUGUAUACAGAGACAUCGAGGGCAAAAGCACUUAUUGGAGGUGCGUUUGGGGGAAUGGGAUAUGAGCCAUGAGGACGAACCGAUACCAUCGAUUGAUGUGGGCGUGCAAGCGAUACAUAUUCAUCGGGAGUAUGCCACUAACAAAGUCAACGACAUUGCCAUCAUUAUCCUGAGCGAUACGAUCGAGCUAACGCAUACGGUCGGAGUAGCCUGUUUGCCUGAUGCAUCGGUGGAUUCCUACGACUUCGUCGCAGCCGGUUGGGGUGAGGUGCCUAAACAUAUUGACCCAACGGAACUCUCUCAAACAGUACUGAAAAAAGACAAUCUGCCGGUCAUCGAUCACAAGACGUGUGAGCAAAAAUUGAGAUCCCUGCAGUCUCCUCGCUAUAGCCUGCACAAUGGUCGCAUCUGCGCAGCGUGUAGCUUACCGGAGAGUUCGUCCUUUCGAAAUGACGCUGGCUCGCCUUACAUGGUAAGCAUACCAGGAACAGAGGAGCGCUAUUACGUCGUUGGACUCAGCUCGUCGGGCUACGCGUGUAGCAGAAGUGAUAUGCCAACUGUGCUGACAAAGGUCAGCUAUCAUCGGACGUGGAUCGAUGAUGUCGUCCGCCAGGCGGGUUUCAGCCCGUUAGUCUAUACAUAUCAUCUUCAAGAAGAGGAGUAAUAAAGGCUGUCUGCUCGCGAAAGAAGCGCUAUAGAUUCUGUUCGCUCUUCUCUAACGAUUUUUUACUGACAAGCUUAUUAUCAGCAGUAGGAUG